Pomacea canaliculata is the source of this 3824-nucleotide messenger RNA. RefSeq lists its product as uncharacterized. Lineage: Eukaryota; Metazoa; Mollusca; Gastropoda; Architaenioglossa; Ampullariidae. Bases 402 to 2882 code for a protein of 826 amino acids. The record is from RefSeq and is a predicted model, not a curated record. The transcript is spliced from 9 exons.
AGCAAUGGCAGAAGUGAGCACACCCACACGCACACACGCCCGCAUCAAUGACAAUACAUCAGUGGACAAUACAUCAGUUCCAUGACUACAUAAUGACAGCGUAUAACAGAGAUGGGAUUACGUCAUCCCCAUUGUGUAACACUACUAGUCGCUUAUAGUCUUUUGUUUGUUGACAGCAGAGAUGGCCGAUGGGAUGAAUGACCUCCUGUAAACGUUCUUUUUCACAAGAGGGACUCUCAAUCUCCGUCCUGAGGGCAUAGGCUCGAAGCGGGGGUUGAGUGGAUGGGUGGGGUCAAGCAUGAUUGUGUUGCUUUCCGGACAAGGGCUGAAUCGUACAGUAACUUCUGUCAUCUUUGGGCUAAUUGCCUUGCCUUCAAUACAAGAAGAGGCUUACGGUCCAAAUGGCAAGUCUACUACCUUGCUUCAAGCAAACCAAACCCAGGAAUAAGUCAAAGUCUAUUAAAGAAAUGUGCUACGAUGUACCCGACACGUUAUGUGACCGGAUACAUAUUGAAGAGAUCACAGGAAAGUCCGGCGCAACCGUUGCCCUUCGACCCUCAACUAUUCCGGGCCAUACGACGUUUAUUAUGACAGGCACUCGAAGUCAACAUCUAGAAGCUUUACGACUGAUCGGCACAGCGACAGGGCAACAGAUGAGGGAGUUGCAAAAAGCACAAACCUAUUGGCUAGAAUGGAUUCAAGCAGCAUUUCCUGAGUUUGAAAGUGAAACCUAUUUCCUCCCACCUGUCCACAUGAGGCGCGUGCCGAUGACUCAGCAAAGUAUUGCAUGCCAGUGUGUAUCUGUACUUAACAUAGAAGACCAACCAAGGUCUCCUGCGAAGCAUCCAGACAUGACCCCAUCGUCCACAGAACCACCUCAGAUUUCGAACAUUCCUUGUGUACAACAGAGCGACAUGUAUGAUGAUGAAGCAAUUCAGAUUGUUUUGUUUUCUCUUAAAACAUUAUCGGAGCUACGAAAAGAAGUUUUUAUGUGUCUGAGUCAAUUUUCUUUUGGGUCUUAUUUGGGGGAACCCGGCUUUGCUCCAGCAACAGCCCAUCUUCCGUUACCUAGCAACCUGCCGUCUACGUUACCUUGGAGCUGGAGACAAGGUGACUUUGAUGUGCUCCUCAUUCACAAACAGUACGGCUUUGUUAUAAUUGAAAUAAAAUCUGUUGGAUACAGUACUGGACACUCGCAAGAAGAGAGAGAUAAACAUAUAAAGAAGAAACUGAUGGAUGCUGUACAACAGUUAAACAAAGCGGAAGCCAUGUUGUCAUAUUUGGUGUCAGACAUUGCUUCUGGUGUGCGCAUCACCAAAACAAUCGCAUGUCCAAACCUAACGGCUGCUCAGAUACAUCAAGUCGUUUCUGACUGUGAUGAAGUGCGACAAGCCCUGUGUCAGUGUUUUAAACUGAGAGAUCCUGACGACAUGAAACAUCUGAUUCUUUCUUCUGAUCAUCUGUUUUUACCUCAAACUUUAAAACAUGACAUGAAUGAUAAGAUAAAGGCGAUAAAUGAGUGGUGGCAACAAGUGGUUGGACCAGGUCCUGAUGCACAGUCACGAAGCAGACAUACCAUGUACCUAGAUAUUUUAGCCAGGUUCUGUGGCCCAGCCUCUACUGUGACAGUACCAUGCACAAAUGAACCUCGUAUCUGCAUAAAAACUUUCGACCAGGCAGUGGCCCACGUGGGAAACUGUUACGCCGCUCAUAUGAUACUUUUCCCCGAGCAAAUCGACCUUCUUACCAGAGCGCCUCGUAGGGUAUUCAUGGCGGGUCCUCCAGGUGCAGGAAAAUCUACUGUUCUUCUCCUAAUAGGCCUGGUUUGGUUAGAAGAUGGCAACGACGUUUACGUCUUGAGUACGUGGGACCGCAGUCUUUCAGCAACAUUCAGAAUUUGUUAUCUGCUGCAAGAGACUCUGAAGACGCAUCGCCCUGACAUGGAGGGGACAGGGCAUGUUCUAACCAUCAAGAAAAAUUUCAGACAAAUGACAGACGUGGAGGAAGCGUUAACCGAACUUACAGAGCUGGCUAGACAGAAACCAUUGCAUAUCAUCGCUGACGAAGUGGGUCCUGACCUCGAGUCAGAAUACUAUAUCUUUCCAAAAUUCUGUGAGAGUCUGCUACAACGUUGUCAUGGUUUUGUCGAUCAUCUCCAUUUCUGGGUGGCAAGUAGUCACAACAGUGUCGCACCAGAAGAGUUUUACAAAGAGGACAAAGUAGGCUGGGAAUGGAAUUGUUUCACGAGACCACUGCGCCCACCACCAUGUGUGCUCCGAGAAAUCAAAAAAGCCGUGGAGAUUAAGAUGGGCAUAGUUCAGGAUUACAGUGAGAGAAGUGUACCAGACCACACGGAUGGCCCACCUGUAAAGUGGUUUUACCAUCACCCUGAACAGCAUGAAUGCUCAAGGGUUGAAGACUGUGAUGUUUGUGGUAAAGAUGUGGCAACCUUCCUUAUUAAGAAACUCCGACUGUGCUUGUCUGCUUCCGCUGAGAGUGAUUCUGCAUUAGUCAACAAAGAGAACCCUUCUGGUGGCAACAGACCUAGACUAUGCUUGCAGUACAAAGAUGUAUUUAUUUUGUCUUGGGGUCAGCUUCAUGAAGAUGCCCCUGUCUUGAAGGCUUUGAGAGAUGCUGACAUCCCAGUGAGAGUGAUGAGCGACUCGGAGUCAGACAUCGAGGACGUGGCUAUAGCCUGCAGUAACGUGGUGUGGGCGGCCAGACAGCAGUUGGUGUGUGGCUCAAUGAGAAAGGUUGUCGUUGUUCUCAGCAACUACGAUGACAGUAAGGGACAGUACGUCUUCACCCGUCUAUGUGCCAUGUCCAGGUGUACAUCACAACUGGUGGUCGUUUGUCCUCCACCCGAAGAUGAGUCGGACUAAUCAAAUAGUUCAAAGGGUAUUUUUAAACACAUGUAGUUUUACAUUUAUGACAGCAUGUGUAAUAAAUAACACACACACAGUGCUUUCUGGUUGAGUGUUAUGUAAGCAGAAAAAGAAUAAAAAUGCAACAUACCAGGCUACGGACAAAACAUAUAUAAAUUCAUAGGAUUUUCAAGAGAUACCCUUAAGGAGUGGUGAUGGUCCGUAGUGAUGCUUGUUUCAGCAGCAAUGCUUUGAUAACAACUUCUCACACGCCCAUCAAAACACAGAGUUAAGGUCUUCUGGGAAUUUCACCUUGAGCGUUUAGAGGCAGAACAUUUAGAACCUUUAUUCUCACACUGUCUACUAAACUUGCUCUAGAGAAGUUUGGAAAACGUUUUGUUUAUUUCUAUGGAUAAUAAUAUCUGUGGAUCAAAAUACUGCAAUAGUAAGGUCCUAAUGAAGUAAACUAGUGAAGUGAACAGAACUUUUCUUAAACUUUAAAAUCAGAAAGGAAAAGAAUAAAGUCAGGUGGACUACAUUUUUAUAUUUUUGUUGCAUUUUUUGGGUGUUUUAUAUUUGUGAUAUUUGAAUGAGAGACUUCAUCGUUUAAUUGUUUACUAGUAGCAAAGGAUUUAGAAACCAACUUUGCAGGUGGAAAUAAAGCAACUUAAGGUUCUGAAAAUUUAGUUACAGAAAUUUCACUAACGGUUGCUAAAGAGAUCGAUGUGAUGAUUGUUUCAGCAGUGAUGUUUUGAUAACGAUUUGUCACUCGCUCUACAGAACACUGUUUGAAUUAAUCAAUUAUUUCCUUUAUGUAUUUAUGGAAUGUCAAGUCAAUUCUAGUUUGAAGUACAGUGAUACCUCGGUUCUCGAACGCCUUGGUUUUCGACCAAAUCGGUAUUCGACCAGGAAAUUCGAGAAAAUUUUGUCUUGGAAUCCGAACAAAUAUUUGGAACUCGA